Messenger RNA from Sordaria macrospora k-hell, 795 nucleotides. RefSeq lists its product as uncharacterized. Lineage: Eukaryota; Fungi; Ascomycota; Sordariomycetes; Sordariales; Sordariaceae. The record is from RefSeq and is a predicted model, not a curated record.
AUGGACCAAGCCUCCCCAGACACACCCCUCCUCGGUUCACCAAGCAGUCCCAAGAAGAAACCAGGUCUCAACGCCUCUCUAAUUCUUGACCCUUCUUCUCCUGCUUCCCCUCCCUCAGAAACCGAGUAUUACCUCACCGUCGAAGAUUCCGAUAGCAACGAUGAUGAUGAUGACGACAACAACGACAACUCCUCCGACACCAACACCAGCAGACCCACCAAAAGAUAUGGAAUGAGCGCCUCCCUGGUGAUGCUCACCCGCCUCCUGCUUUUCGUUCUCAUCCUCUCCAACCUCAUCACCUGGUCCGUCGUCGGAUGGCUCAGCAAAAACCCCUUUGUGAUUCUUAGUUACAUUGAGCUGGUGUUCAUGUUGAUGCGAGAGGAGAACAACAACCGGCCUGCCAGUAGUGGCAGUAAUCUUGAUGACUUAAGGAUUCCUCGGAUCUCGCUGGUGGUUGGAGACUGGUCUUGCGAGUUGGGCGGUAAGGAGUUGUUUGCUGGGUUUGGAGGGUUUGGUGGCAAGAAGUGGGCGUGGGCGUGGGUGGGUGAUGAUGUGUGCGCCUUCUACACUGCUCUCUGGUGGGACAUGGAUGAUUGGACAGCUCCCCUCAUCAUUGGAUACGUCGUCGGAGGUUUCCAGCUUCUUGCCGUCGUCCUCGACCAGGUCAAGCCGCUUGGCCGAAGAACCACCAUCGAAGUCGCCUUCCACGGUGUCGGGCCCGUGCGAAAGGAUCGCUACAUCCAACUCCCUGUUGAUGCCGAGGCGGCCGUUCCGCCGAUGUCCAUCACUGUGUAA